AUGGCUUGCAGGGGCGGCUGCUGCUGCACUUUGGGUUCUCUCAAUGAAGAUAAUGCAAGGUUCCUGCUUCUGGCCGUCUUGAUCGUCAUUUACCUGCUGUGUGGGGCCGCCGUCUUUUCUGCCUUAGAGCAUCCCAAAGAAAAGCAGAUCAAAGAAAAGUGGGUGCAGAGGUUUGAGAAUUUUGCACAGAAGUACAACCUCAACAAGAUCGAACUGGAGAAUUUUCUCCGGGACUAUGAAGAAGCCAGUGUGGCGGGCAUCAGGGUGGACAGCAUCCGACCGCGUUGGGACUUUACAGGCGCCUUCUAUUUUGUGGGGACCGUGGUCUCCACUAUCGGCUUUGGAAUGACCACCCCUGCCACCAUUGGAGGGAAGACCUUCUUGAUAUUUUAUGGUCUCAUCGGAUGCGCUGCCACCAUUUUGUUCUUCAACUUGUUUCUGGAGAGACUGAUUACGGUCUUGGCUUACAUUCUCAAGUCCUGCUACGAGAGACAGAGGAGGAGAAAAGGCGUUCUGCCCUAUGACAACCGGAGGAACUCCAGCAACUCAGAAGUGGACAGUCUUUCUGGCUGGAAGCCCUCAGUCUACUAUGUCAUGUUCAUCUUGUGCAUGGCAGCCAUUCUCAUUUCCUGCUGCGCCUCGGCCAUGUACAUGACCAUAGAAGGAUGGAGCUAUUUUGACUCUCUUUACUUCUGCUUUGUGGCCUUCAGCACCAUUGGAUUCGGGGAUCUGGUGAGCAGUCAAAAUAUGAACUACAAGAAUCAAAGCCUCUAUAGAUUUGGGAACUUCAUGUUCAUCCUUAUGGGGGUCUGUUGCAUUUAUUCCUUGUUUAAUGUCAUAUCUAUUGUUAUCAAGCAACUUCUGAACUGGAUUUUAAAGAAGCUAGAAUUUUGUUGUUGCCAUCGCUGUCAGCAAAAGGUUUUCCGCUCGCGGAGGAAUGUGGUGAUGCCCGGACACAUCCGAAGCAGACGGAAUAUCUCCAUCGAGACUGAUAUGAUCAAUGACAGUGAGACCGAUGGUCGCCGGAUGUCUGGCGAGAUGAUCUCGAUGAAAGACUUUCUGGCUGCUAAUAAAGUAUCAUUGGCCAUCAUGCAGAAGCAGCUAUCUGAGGCGGCCAAUGGCUACCCGCGGCAGUCUGGCUCCAGCGCUCGGCACAACGGCUUUUCAGGAGGAGUGGGAGCCUUAGCAAUUAUGAACAAUAGACUUGCCGAGACGAGUGUCGACAGAUGACUCUGAAGGUCUUCUUGGAUUUUUAAUUGCCAAACACCAAGGACUUCGAGUCCGUUGCCACAUUAUAGAUAUUUAGAAGCUUCCAAUGGCGACGCACUGUUUGAUAUUUGAUUAAAUAAAUGAGCUUCUCGUGAUUAAUGACUCUCCAUGUUACCCACCAGCAGCACACGUUUUAGCUGGCAAAGGUCGAAAGAAUACAACCAUCUUCUAACCUGCGUAUCCAGUUCAUGGCUGUGGGAGAGUCAGUGAGAGGCAGAAUCCCACCGUGGACGGAGCGCCAAUUCAAAUGACUUCAUUUGGCUUCUAAACACCCAAAAACACGCUAAGAGCUGCUGGGUGGUGGACACUCAGAGUGUUACUGCUGUCAAAUUGACAAGCCAUACUGUAUGUUUCAUUUCUAAGGAUCACAUAGUCACGGAGAAAAUGACCAGAAAAGCAUAAUGAUAUUUAGG
Messenger RNA from Polypterus senegalus (gray bichir), 1682 nucleotides. It is a transcript of the gene kcnk13a, whose product is annotated as potassium channel, subfamily K, member 13a. The coding region runs from base 1 to 1230 and encodes 409 amino acids. Lineage: Eukaryota; Metazoa; Chordata; Cladistia; Polypteriformes; Polypteridae. Gene Ontology annotation, cellular component: membrane. The transcript has 2 exons. The record is from RefSeq and is a predicted model, not a curated record. Gene Ontology annotation, biological process: stabilization of membrane potential; potassium ion transmembrane transport. Gene Ontology annotation, molecular function: potassium ion leak channel activity.